Argentina anserina (silverweed cinquefoil) is the source of this 1775-nucleotide messenger RNA. Its product is annotated as dihydrolipoyl dehydrogenase 1, mitochondrial. The record is from RefSeq and is a predicted model, not a curated record. NCBI's taxonomy places the organism in Eukaryota, Viridiplantae, Streptophyta, Magnoliopsida, Rosales, Rosaceae. The coding region runs from base 69 to 1601 and encodes 510 amino acids. The transcript has 2 exons. Gene Ontology annotation, cellular component: oxoglutarate dehydrogenase complex; mitochondrion. Gene Ontology annotation, molecular function: dihydrolipoyl dehydrogenase (NADH) activity; flavin adenine dinucleotide binding.
CGUAGAAAAUUGGAGCCUUUAAGCCAAACCAAAAGCUCUCUCUCAAAUUCUUCAACAAACACUAAACAAUGGCGAUGGCGAGCUUUGCGCGGCGCAAGGCCUACCUGCUCUCCAGAAACCUCUCCAACACUUCGUCGGAGGCCGUCCGCUACUCCUACUCCAUCACCUCCUUCUCCCGCCGCUUCGCCUCCUCGGGAUCUGACGACAACGACGUCGUCGUCAUCGGCGGCGGCCCCGGCGGAUACGUCGCCGCCAUCAAGGCCGCCCAGCUCGGUCUCAAGACCACCUGCAUCGAGAAGCGCGGUGCUCUCGGCGGCACGUGUCUCAACGUCGGCUGCAUACCCUCCAAGGCGCUUCUGCAUUCGUCACACAUGUACCAUGAAGCUCUGCAUUCGUUUAAGAGUCAUGGUGUGAACUUCGACAAUGUUCAGAUUGAUUUGGCUGCCAUGAUGGGCCAGAAAGAUAAAGCUGUGGCUAACCUGACAAAAGGUAUUGAGGGUCUGUUCAAGAAGAAUAAGGUGACUUAUGUUAAAGGCUAUGGAAAGUUCCUAUCCCCUAAUGAGGUUUCGGUGGACACCAUUGAUGGUGGAAAUACGGUUGUGAAAGGAAAGAAUAUUAUCAUUGCCACUGGUUCUGAUGUCAAAUCUUUGCCCGGGAUUACCAUUGAUGAGAAGAAGAUAGUAUCGUCAACAGGAGCUCUGGUAUUGUCUGAAAUUCCAAAGAAACUUGUGGUUGUCGGAGCAGGAUAUAUUGGUCUUGAGAUGGGUUCAGUCUGGGGCAGGCUUGGUUCUGAGAUAACUGUUGUUGAGUUUGGACCUGAUAUUGUCCCAUCAAUGGACUCGGAAAUCCGCAGGCAAUUCCAGCGUUCCCUUGAGAAGCAAGGAAUGAAAUUCGUGCUCAAAACAAAGGUGGUAGGAGUUGAUACUUCUGGAGAUGGUGUGAAGUUGACCCUUGAACCAGCAGCUGGUGGUGAGCAGACCACGCUUGACGCUGAUGUCGUUCUUGUAUCUGCUGGUAGGAAUCCAUUCACAUCUGGGCUCGAUUUGGACAAGAUAGGAGUUGAAACUGACAAGAUGGGGAGAAUUUUAGUCAAUGAAAGGUUUGUGACAAAUGUUCCAAGUGUUCAUGCAAUUGGUGAUGUUAUUCCUGGACCCAUGCUCGCUCACAAGGCAGAAGAGGAUGGGGUUGCAUGUGUGGAGUUCAUAGCUGGUAAGCAUGGCCAUGUGGACUAUGACAAGGUCCCUGGGGUUGUCUAUACUCACCCUGAGGUUGCGUCUGUUGGGAAGACCGAGGAGCAAGUGAAGGCCUUAGGCGUGUCAUACCGAGUUGGAAAGUUCCCCUUCUUGGCAAACAGCAGAGCCAAGGCAAUAGAUGAUGCCGAAGGACUAGUCAAGAUUUUGGCCGAGAAGGAGACAGAUAAGAUCUUGGGAGUUCACAUCAUGGCACCCAAUGCUGGAGAGCUCAUUCACGAGGCAGCCAUAGCAUUGCAGUAUGAUGCAUCAAGUGAGGACAUUGCUCGUGUUUGUCAUGCACAUCCAACCAUGAGCGAGGCCUUGAAGGAAGCUGCCAUGGCUACUUAUGACAAGGCCAUUCACAUCUAGAAAAGUUAAUUACUUUGACUUUUGGUUUUACUGUCUUUACCUUUUAAGAAUUUUGGAAUGACUUGUGAAGAACUUUCCAUUUAGUUAUUUUGGCCUUCAAUGAAGGUAACUGAUAAAGUACUUGAUUUUUGACAAGGUUUCCAGCCCCUUUGGUUCAAUAAGGGAAUGACUGUA